CUAAAUUAAAUCAAAUAAAAAUAUUAAAAACUUCAAUUUUCAAAACUCUAGAGUUUCUUAAAAAAGUAUAAGAUUUUAAGAAUGCACAAAAGAAAUUAUUUUUGCAAUGAACUAACUAUUUUUAAUUCUUAUGUAUUAGCAUGUUAUCCAUUUUUAUAAAUAAAAUAUGUUGUUUAAUAUUGUAUUUUAUAAGUGUUUGGUUUACUUAUUUUUACUAAUAUUAAAAUAUCUAACAAAAAUAAAUUAAUGUUUUUAAAAAUGUACAGUUGUUGAUUUUGAUUUUGAAGUACUUUAAUUUAUAGUGCAUACAAUCGAGAAAAAGUGACUAAAAAUAUGUUGAUGCAAUUUUACUAAUUUUUGGUUGUAAAUUUAUAAAUAUGUCCUCGUCUUCUCAGUAUGUAAUUUUACAUAUUUUAAAUCUACAUUCAUUUGUUAAUUAUUUAUACAAUACUUCUUUAGAGCUCAUUGGUGUUAAUAUAUCAAACGUGGUAAUUGAUUUAUCUCACUGGAAUGUUAAUGUUGAUUUUGGAUUGGCUAAACGUAAUGGGACUAUUGCUGUGAUUCAUAAGGUAACUCAGGGAAUUAAAUAUGUCGACUCUCACUAUAGAACCAGACGAAUUGAAGCUGAAAAAGAAGGACUACUUUGGGGAGCAUAUCAUUUUGGUACUAAAACAAAUGGUGUCAUGCAGGCUAAUCACUUUUUAAAGAAAGUUGGAAAUGCAUCAACAACUUUACUAGUUUUAGAUGUCGAGUCUUAUAUAAAUGAAACAAUGACACAAAAGCAAAUUGAAGAUUUUAUAAUAACUGUUCAAAAUACAACUAAAAACUUUGUUAUGAUAUAUGCCAGUUAUAAUACCUUAAAAAACUACACUACCCCAUUUUUAUUAAAAACUCCACUAUGGAUAGCUCUUUAUAAUGAAUCACUUAAAUUACCUCCAAGUUGGAAUAAAUGGGUUUUAUGGCAAUAUACAGAUGGAAAAAAGGGUUUAUGGCCUCAUGGAGUAGAUGGAGUUGGCUUGUGUGAUAGAAAUAAAUUUAAUGGUUCAGUUGAUAAACUCAGAGCAUUUUGGCCAAAUGGAAGUUUGCCUCUUUAAUGAGUUUAGGUAUAUUUUAUAUCACGUAUAGUAGUUUUUAUGUUGAUUUAAUUUGUUAGUGUUUACUUAAUUAUAAUUUCUAACCAAUUAUUUCAAUAAUAAACAUAUGAUUGUCUUAAGUCAAUAUUAAAUGUAGAUCAAGAAUUUUAUGACUAACAGAAUAUGAAAUAAAAUAAAAUAUUAUCUAUACACAAAUACAUAUAUUAUGCUUAUUUAAUAUUGUUUCUAAUUAGUAAUUAUUAUACUUAGAUAGGUAAAAUUUAAUAAGAUCUUCUACUUUAACACUUAAUUUUUCAAUAUAAUAUUUUGAAAAUAAUCAUAUUAGUAAAAUUUACCUUUUAAAUACAAGAACUUUGGGGGGUUCAACCCCCCGCCUAAAAAUAAAAAGUUAUUCUAGUUGUGGCCUUGGUAAGGUUUAAUACUACAUAUAAUUAAUUUGUUUCCAUAAAAUAUAUUAAAAGAGAAAAAAGUUUGAUUAAGCUCUAUCUAUAAUUGGUAGGUUUCUUUUUAUUCUAUUGUUAAUUUUCUUAUUUUUCUAUUUUUACAAUGUACUUACAAAAGGUUUUAUUUAGACAUUUUAGUUUGAUUGUUACUUUAAAUAAAACAUACUAGCAAAUAAAACUAAAUCUAUUAUUUGAAAAAAAUAUGAAAAGAAAGCUGCAUUUGUUGAAAUUGGUUAAUUUUCCAUCUCAUUUUUAUAAGCAUUCUAUUCAUUUCAAACAAGAAAAUUAAUUUAAUCUACUGGUUAAAUAUAUUUACUUUUUGUUAUUUUUAUUUUGCAAUCAUUGACAACCUACUUAACCUACCUCACACUAAGUAAAUACAGAUUUACAUUUGAUAAAACAAUAUCAAUGCAUGACUUAAUAAUUACUUAGUUGUUUUUAUUCUUACAGUAUGUCAUAUGUAUAUGAGAUAUUAUUUUGAUGUAGUAUGUUUAACAGUUUUUAGCUAUUUGUAUUUUUAUUAACAACAAUGGAUUCAAUUUAAGUUUCUCUUUUAGUAGAAGUAUAUCAAUACACUGCACAUUUAUUUUUAAUUAAGACCUGAAAAAGUGGUGGAGGGGCUUAGGCCAACUUUAACAAAUUAUAAAUGUAUAUAACAUAUUACUAGUAUCUGCAAUCUAUUUACGUUAAUUAUAUGUUAAUCAUCAACAUUUUAUUUGUUAUAACAUCUCUAUUGAUUAUAUUAUGAAUUAUCUAUUAAAUAACUUAUAAGUCUUCAGAUAAUUUGUAGUAAUAAUAUAAUUAUGCAAUUUUCAUAUACAUACGUGUAUAUGUGUAUUAUAUAAUAUAUAUUAUGUGAUGUAGACAUUUAUUAUUAUUAUUAUUAAAUGUAUUAUUAUUAUAUACUUUUUAUUGAAAUUCAAAAUUUUUAAAGAAAAUGUUAUUUUACUUAUUGCGUGUUAUGUGAUAAAACUGCUCGGAACGGUUGUAAGAUUUAUAUAUAUACAUAUAUAUGAUUAAUAAACGAGUAAUUAUUGUUGUAGCAAAUA
This is a messenger RNA of Aphis gossypii (cotton aphid), 2586 nucleotides long. Its product is annotated as autolytic lysozyme-like. The record is from RefSeq and is a predicted model, not a curated record. Lineage: Eukaryota; Metazoa; Arthropoda; Insecta; Hemiptera; Aphididae. Gene Ontology annotation, molecular function: lysozyme activity. Gene Ontology annotation, biological process: cell wall macromolecule catabolic process; carbohydrate catabolic process; peptidoglycan catabolic process. The transcript has a single exon. The coding region runs from base 378 to 1094 and encodes 238 amino acids.